CCGCCCGCGCCGAUCGGGUCACGUGGCCGCGCGGGCCGCGCGCGCCGGGCCCUGCGGACCGGCCUGGGCCCUCGCUCCCGGCGGGGUCCUGUCCGGAGCUCGCUCACCCGCCCCGCGUGCCCCUAACGGGGAGGGUCACCGUCCGUGGUUCGUUUCAAACUCACCCCCGCCGGGGAGGCGCACGUCGCGUCGAGGCCCAGAGAGGCUCGUUCGUUUUCGCAAGGUCACACAGCGGGUGCGAAGCCCCGCGAGAACGCCGCCCCGCUGCCGGCUCCGGUAGUCUGAGCGCCGGGUGGGGUGGAAGUAUCCAGAAAACAGCACCUGAACUCCUGGCUUGUUCUGAAGGAAGAGAGGCUGAAAGGGAGAUACGGUUGUUGCCGGUGUUAAAAGCUGCCACCCAGGGGUGUCCUCAGCCACUCCGGGGCAGGAGUGAUGAUGCCCCGUGUGGCGCCCAGGUGGCCUGCGUGGCUCUUGUGGCGGGUGGCCUGCGCUCAGGGAGUCUCCGCGCAGCAGAGGACACGGGAGGCGGCAUCCAGACUCCCUGGGCUGGGCGGCCCUCGGGGGGCCGUGGGCGCCAGGCCCCUGGUUCGAAGAGGCAGCUCCUGGGCCCCCUCCCGUGCUCCGGAAGUGAUGCUGACCCGGGAGCGCUACCCUGUGCGGCGGCUGCCCUUCUCCGUGGUGUCUGAGGACGACCUGGCCGCCCUGGAGCGCAUUGUCCCUGGCAGGGUCAUCACAGACCCGCAGGAGUUGGAGGCUCCCAACGUGGACUGGCUGAGGACGGUCCGAGGCUCCAGCAAGGUGCUGCUGAGGCCCCGGACGUGCCAGGAGGUGGCGCACAUCCUGAGGUACUGUCACGAGAGGAACCUGGCCGUGAGUCCGCAGGGGGGCAACACGGGCAUGGUGGGGGGCAGCACGCCCGUCUUUGAUGAGAUUAUCGUGUCCACCGCCCUCAUGAACCAGGUCAUCAGCUUCCACGACGUGUCUGGGGUCCUGGUGUGCCAGGCAGGCUGCGUCCUGGAGGAGCUGAGCCGCCACGUGGAGGCGCGGGGCUUUGUCAUGCCGCUGGACCUCGGGGCAAAGGGCAGCUGCCACAUUGGCGGGAACGUGGCCACCAACGCGGGUGGCCUGCGGUUUCUGCGAUACGGAUCGCUGCGCGGGACGGUCCUGGGCCUGGAAGUGGUGCUGGCCGACGGCACCGUCCUGAACGGCCUCACGACCCUGCGGAAGGACAACACGGGCUAUGACCUGAAGCAGCUCUUCAUCGGGUCGGAGGGCACUCUGGGGGUCAUCACCGCCGUGUCCAUCUUGUGUCCGCCCAAGCCCAGCGCUGUGAGCGUGGCCUUCCUCGGCUGUCCUGGCUUUGCCGAGGUUCUGCAGACCUUCCGCACCUGCAGGGCCAUGCUGGGCGAGAUCCUGUCCGCGUUCGAGUUCAUGGACGCCGCGUGCAUGGAGCUGGUCAGGCACCACCUCCGCCUCGCCUGCCCCGUGCAAGAAAGUCCGUUCUACGUCCUCAUCGAGACCUCGGGCUCCGCGGCCGGACACGACGCUGAGAAGCUGAGCGGCUUCCUGGAGCAGGUGCUGGGCUCGGGGCUGGUGACCGACGGGACCCUGGCCACCGACCAGAGGAGGAUCCAGGUGUGGAGGCUCGGCCCUUCCUUCCCGCGACACCUGAAGUCAGAGCGUGGCUUGGGACCGAGCACACUGUGGGCCCUGAGGGAGAGGAUCACCGAGGCCCUGAGCCGGGACGGCUACGUGUACAAGUACGACCUCUCGCUGCCCCUGGACCGGCUCUACGACCUCGUGAGCGACCUGCGCACCCGCCUCGGUCCGCGUGCCCGGCACGUGGUGGGCUACGGCCACCUGGGAGCCCUCCACGUGGAGCCGUGUCAGGGCGGCCCCGCCUUCUCGGGGGCGGAGCCUAGCAUCAGGACCCUCCUCCCAGACGGCGUCGUGGUGCUUUCUGCGCGUCAGCGUGGCUGGGCUGGCUGCCCAGGUGCUUGGCCAGACACCAGUCGAGGUGUUGGCCGUGAAGGCUUUUUUAAGAUGAAAUCAACGUUUAAAUCCGCGGACUUGCAGGAAAGCAGGUUCCCUCCAUAAUGUGGGUGGGCCUCAUCUCGUCCAGCGAAGGCCUGAAGAGCGGGACGGAGACCCGCUGCCCCCGAGGAGGAGGGCGUCUCCCCACGGCCUUUGGACGCGAGCUGCAGCGUCAGCUUGUCCCUGCAGACGUCGGACUCGCCGUGUCCCCACGGUCGUGUGGGCCGCUUCCUUAAAAUCAACCUGUCUUUGUCCCUCCAUCCUCCUAGCCCCCCGACCCCGCUCUGCACACCACGUGCACUGCCGGCGUCUUGCUGGCUCUGCCUCCCUGAGAGCCCUGAGCCGUACGCGGGGCGAGGACCUCAGGACCCUGUCACUUUGCUGCGACCACCCGCCCCAGUCACACACUGUUUCGGGCUGUGUUUAGUUCCAUCGGGGAUGUUUAGCCCCAGGUAGCAGUGCUGUUGUUAUUACUCUGUGAGGUCAGUGUUCUAGACUCACCCACACCUCUGGCCCUUCUUUGACCCGGUGUCCAGCGCUGCCUUUAGAACGGCCUCUGGCGUGCGGAAGUAGGUGGCGGCACAUCACGGAUUUUCUUCACCUGAACAUGUAUGAAUUUUGUUCUUCAGUGGUUUUCUCUCGAUGGAUUUCAAAACGGAUUUUUGGUUGACAGUUCUCUGCGGGGUGAAGACGUCACUCUGCCGUCCUGACUUCCGUCGCCCCGCCGUUAGCUGUGUGCGAGUGUCAUUUUUUCCCUUUUGUUCCUUUCCCCUUGUCCUUGGGUUCCUUGGCUUCACUCUGCUGUGUUUAGCCGAGCAUCAGUGUGUCCCUGCUGAGGUCUGGUGGGCUCGGCUUGUAGAAAUUGCUCCCCCGUGGCCUCUGCAGAUGUUGUCUCUUCCCGCCCCCUCCUUUCCGGAGCUUCGGCCUCUGUCUCCCCUCCGGUUGUCCGUGGUCUCGUCCUCCGUGUGCUCCGUUUGUUUUCCAUGUCAUUAAUCUCUCUUUGCUCGUUGACAUUUCAGUGACUGUGUUUUUCAUUUCUCGAAGAUCGACCUGGGUAUUUAAAAGCUUUCCCUGGUCAUUGUUUUGUAUUUUUUCUCUCUUAUUUCUUUAAACAUGUGAAACAUUUAUCUUCUGUUUCUGGAAGUCACCAGAUCGCAGGUCUUUGUGGGUCUUGGUCAUCAUGGUUUCUUUUCUGUGCGUUUAAUUUUGGGCUCAUGUAUCUUAGGCUUUUGUGUGUGGGGAUUAUUUGAGGCUGAG
This is a messenger RNA of Hippopotamus amphibius kiboko, 3291 nucleotides long. It is a transcript of the gene D2HGDH, whose product is annotated as D-2-hydroxyglutarate dehydrogenase. Gene Ontology annotation, molecular function: FAD binding; catalytic activity. Bases 433 to 2097 code for a protein of 554 amino acids. NCBI's taxonomy places the organism in Eukaryota, Metazoa, Chordata, Mammalia, Artiodactyla, Hippopotamidae. The record is from RefSeq and is a predicted model, not a curated record. The transcript is spliced from 11 exons. Gene Ontology annotation, cellular component: mitochondrion.